AUGAAGAACCUGAUAACUGCCAGCGAGGAGGAGCAGAAACUCAGAGUCAGAGGUAACAUGGUUCAUAAAGAUUUGCCAGGCUUGGAGAGUGCUUUUGAAAAACAACUUCCACCAGAUGAACCAGAGAGAGAAGAAAUUUCAGAGGCAGAGAAAGCCCAUACCACCAAGCCCAUUUUGGCCAUGCUUGCAGAAGGACAGUAUCAGCCUCCACUGGUAAACAAAGGUUUACCUCCUUCUUAUAAAGCGGCUAACUGGGAGACAGCAAUAAUCCCUGGAAUGGAGAAUAACAUUAGAGCCGACUUGAUUCUAAGCCCACGUCAUGAACAGGCAAAGCGUGUGUUGGAGAGAGCAAGAUUAAAGGCUCGCUCUCAGUACCAAAAUAGUGACCAGGGUACUCAAACAACUCAGAGAGAAGUCACGGAGUUGUUACCAGUGCAUAAUACACCACCACAGAUCAUCACAGCUACUCAUGAGCAGAAAUUAUCUCUGCCUGUCCAGUCGCAGGAUGUCCGAAGGAGGAAUCGUGAGCACAAUGUUCACUUGCGAAGGCGAGGGCAAUUAUUCGGUGAUGUAAACUUUGAGGAUGAGUCGAAGAAAGAGACAGAGCCUCACUACCAAGAUAAAGUUUGUAAGGGUAGGUUGGGGUUGAUGGACAGUUCACUAGGACUAGGACUGCCUCUCGUAGUCGCACCAGGAAUCAAAGGUUUAGGAUCAAGCCAGGGAAGUGUAGAAAUCCCAUUGACCAUUCCGACUAAUCAUGGAGAACCCUCUCUUGAGACUUUGCUGUGCAAGGAUAAGCCAAAGAAAUGUGAAGCUUGUGGGAGCAUCCUGAUGCCCAGUCAUUCCAAAGAACCAAGUCAAAAUGCAAAAGGACAGAAAAGCUCAGAUAAACCGUUUGUCACUUCUGGUCAAUCAAGUCAUCAAAUCAUUCAACCAAACCUGUUAGAAGCUACUAUGUUGACUGGAAGUUCCAGCCUGGAUGAGAAUGACGAGGCUGCAGGACCAAGCGAUGCUGGAGACAGAGUAUCAGCUUUCGGCAAGCUUCGCAGGCGGAGUCGCCAAGGGGAAAACAGAGUCGAGACGAGCCACGGCCCUUACGCUCGUGGUCAAGAUCUCUUAGCACAACGUAGGAAUUCUAGGACUAGAUCCAGUCUGGAGGAGGUAGCUGGGCCUCGUUCCAAACCUGCACGAGGUGUUACUUUUGCUAUUGACUCAUUUAUACCGACAGCAACAAGUUCCAGAAACUAUAGGAAUAUAGAAACUCCUUCCCUGAAACAGCUGCCUAUCAAAUCAGCUUUGAAGUCUGGUUCCAAGAGCAGGCCAUCAGAUCUACAAGGUGUGAAGUACUUGUCUUUAGUUCAGGAAGUGGAGAGAAGUCUUCACUAUGCUGUUUCUACCCCUCAGGACCUUGGUGCACCUUCUCAGGUUUCACAAGUCUCCUCAGGACUCACUCCUUGUAUUAAACCAUCCUCUCUCAGAUACUCCUCACCUGUGGGAACUCCAGUAGAGCCAGUGGAUUCCCUUUCGCCAUGUGAAGAUUCCACCUGUGCUGCAUCUCAUCCAUCAGAUUGCCGGCCGAUUGUCCGAGGUGUGGCCAUGUCAAAGACCGAGGACUUGAGAGCAGAACUUCUGAGAUCAGAACAUCGCAAAGCUGAAUUACUUUGGGACGUAAAUUUUUGUGCAUCAAGGAGAACAUUGGAGAAGGAAGGGCGAACCAAGCUCUCCCUACGCCGUUUUUUCUCAGCCAUGGGCCUUAACAGCAUGGGACUGAUUGGGAAGGGCAGCCGGUCCAGCAGCAUGGAGCACCUGUCGCUCUCCUCAGCUAGAUCUUCUCCAAGCCCAACUCAUAAAGGCCAAACUCUGUUGCAAAGGACACCCUCUCUUCAGGCCCUCCAUACUGAGUCCCCUCUUGCUCAGUUGCGUAAAGCUUCUUCUGUACAGAGCCUGCAGUCUCCAAAGAAGAAAUAUGAGCGCUCAGCGGUUCUUGGAGAUCUUCAUUUGCCUCUUAUUCUGGGACCCAGAGAUCUUCAUGUUAAUAAAGGAAUGGAAAUUGUAGACACAGCUCAAAUUUCAGGGCCAAUGGGACGAAUAAUUCAGACCUUCCCUGAUAGCUCUUUGUUGCUAGAGCUCACAAGACCAGACAACGGACCUUUCGGCUUUGUCAUCUCUAGAGGAAAAGGUCGACCGGACUCAGGAGUAUAUGUUGAACAAGUGGCCGGCAGUUCCACAGAGAACAUCUACACCAGCCUUCUGGGAGUAGGAGAUGAAAUCCUUGAGGUAAACGGAGAGAAGGUGACUGGACUGAGUCUUGAUCAGGUGACCUGUCUGAUGACCCGCGAAAGUACGGCUACUGUCCGGAUCCUUCCACAUCGCUGGAUUCAGCACUGA
This is a messenger RNA of Tachysurus vachellii, 2388 nucleotides long. RefSeq lists its product as uncharacterized. Gene Ontology annotation, molecular function: protein kinase C binding. Gene Ontology annotation, biological process: regulation of cellular localization; centrosome cycle; establishment or maintenance of cell polarity. Bases 1 to 2388 code for a protein of 795 amino acids. Lineage: Eukaryota; Metazoa; Chordata; Actinopteri; Siluriformes; Bagridae. Gene Ontology annotation, cellular component: nucleus; cell cortex; apical plasma membrane. The record is from RefSeq and is a predicted model, not a curated record. The transcript is spliced from 9 exons.